Messenger RNA from Poeciliopsis prolifica (blackstripe livebearer), 1192 nucleotides. Its product is annotated as zinc finger protein 513-like. Gene Ontology annotation, biological process: regulation of transcription by RNA polymerase II. Gene Ontology annotation, molecular function: RNA polymerase II transcription regulatory region sequence-specific DNA binding; DNA-binding transcription factor activity, RNA polymerase II-specific. Lineage: Eukaryota; Metazoa; Chordata; Actinopteri; Cyprinodontiformes; Poeciliidae. The record is from RefSeq and is a predicted model, not a curated record. Gene Ontology annotation, cellular component: nucleus.
AUGCCGCGGAGGAAGCAGUCCCACCCUCAGCCGCUCAAAGAACUCAGUCUGACCUCUGACCUCUGGUCCGUCCGCAGCCGGUCCGACCCGAGCGACUUCCCGCCGAGCGGAGACGGAGGGACGGGUUGGAGGAUGGGAGGUUUCCAUGGCGACAGGAGCUCGUCUGUGUGUCUGGAGCCCGCAGGCCCUGCAGCCUCCGCCGUGCCGGGCCUGCUGUGCUGCCGGGCCUGCGGUCUGAGCCUCGGUGUGGGUCCGGCUCUGGGGGCGGAGCUUUACUGUCUCGCCUGUGAGCGGCGGAGGUCGGCCGGCGGGAGCGGCGCCCCCUGCAGGCUGUUCUCGUGCUCGCUGUGCGCCUUCACCUCGCGUUACUCCAACCACCUGAAGCGUCACAUGACCGUCCACGACGGCCGCAAGCCGCACCGCUGCCCCGUCUGCCCCUACGCCUCGGCGCAGCUCGUCAACCUGCAGCGCCACCUGCGCACCCACACCGGGGAGAAACCUUACGGCUGCGCCCAGUGCAGCUACGCCUGCGGCUCCCUGGGCAACCUGCGGAGGCACCAGCGCGUGCACGCUCAGGCGGCGGCGCCGCAGGAGGAGCAGAGGAAACCCGGCAGGAAGACGGAGGGCGCAGAAGAGCUGCCACUGGGGGCGCCGGAGGACCGCUCCCACCUGCAGCCGACAGGAGGCGCUGGCUCCGCCCCCCCGACCCUGGAGGGGGGGCAGAGGUCACACCUGCACAGUUGCGCCCUUCCACGGCCCCGCGGCGCCCCCUGCUGGCCUGCCGCCCCCCCGGAGAAACCCCACGGCUGCCCGCACUGCGCCUACGCCUCCUCCCACCUGGACAACCUGCGGCGCCACCUGCGGGUUCACACUGGCGAGAAGCCGUUCCGCUGCGCGUCCUGCAGCUACGCCUGCGGCAACCUGGCCAACCUGCGCCGCCACCAGCGCAUCCACUCGGGCGCCAAGCCGUUCCGCUGCGCCGUCUGCGGCCAUCGCUGCAACCAGAGCAUAAACCUGAAGCGCCACAUGCUGCGCCACACGGGCCGCAAGCACGCCUGCGCCCGCUGCGGCUACGCCACCGCCCACUGGGACAACUACAAGCGCCACCAGAGGAAGCACGGCGCCGGGGCGGACGCCGCCGGAGCUCACCGUGUCACCUCAGACGGCCAGCUAGCCUAGCUCAGAGCCGCUU